This is a messenger RNA of Penicillium mononematosum, 516 nucleotides long. RefSeq lists its product as uncharacterized. Lineage: Eukaryota; Fungi; Ascomycota; Eurotiomycetes; Eurotiales; Aspergillaceae. The record is from RefSeq and is a predicted model, not a curated record. Bases 1 to 516 code for a protein of 171 amino acids. The transcript has a single exon.
AUGGUCACUCCCCCUAUUUCCAAGACUUUUGUCCUGGGCAGUGCCCUUUUUGCCUCUACUUCUUAUGCCUUGAAGCUGAAUGCCGUCUGGACCACUGGAAGCUGGUCAGCUAUCGGACCUCCCGGAGGAUCGGGUAGCAGCGGCCACACCAACGGCUUCUCUCUCGUCAAUGAAGCCGGUGAGACUCUUUGGAGUGACUCCUACCCUGGCGGCUAUACGGCCUGCGGAGGUGGCUACGGCCACACCUUCUCCCUCACCGGUGGAUGUCUCCCCGAGGGAACCGAGUACCAUUUCAAUUGCUGGAGCAAAUCGACAAAUCCCGACAAAUGCUCUAUCCGAAACAAGGAUGGAAGCAACAUCGCUCUUGCAGAUGGCCAGUCUAGCACCCAUUUCAUCGGUAUUGCGCUCGGCAUAGAUGGGUACUGUGGUACCUCCUGGGACUUGGGCGAUGUUGAUUGCCCUGCCAACACGCAAGGAUUCACAGCCACUUAUCUUGGUGAUGAGGAGGGCUUAUAG